Dictyostelium discoideum AX4 is the source of this 144-nucleotide messenger RNA. RefSeq lists its product as hypothetical. Lineage: Eukaryota; Evosea; Eumycetozoa; Dictyosteliales; Dictyosteliaceae. The transcript is spliced from 2 exons. Bases 1 to 144 code for a protein of 47 amino acids. The record is from RefSeq and is a predicted model, not a curated record.
AUGUAUCAACAAUUUCAAAACUACCAACCUCACCUCAAACAACAUCAUCAUCAUAACCAACAACAACAACAACAACAACAACAACAACAACAACAACAACAACAACAACAAGAACUUCUACUACAACAUAAAGAACAACAAUAA